AUGUAUAAUUAGAGAUUAAGAUUCUUAGCCUCAGCAGUACUAUAAGAGCAGGCCUAAUAAAUACAAAAUUCAGAAAGAAAGCUCAACCAAUAAGAAAAUUAUAUAAUUUACAAUAUUAUAUAAUUAUCUGAAAAUGCUAACAUUAAAGUAGAAAUUGAAAAGCUGGUAAUUGAAUUUCAAAGUUUGCUUAUUUAGAAGUAUCUGAAGGAGUAAUUAUUUUAUACUAAAAAGAGCAAUAUCGCACCUUUUAAUCUAAUUAGACCAUAUUUUUUUAUCAUACUAAUUUGAAAGUUAACCAGAUGAUAUAAAAUGUUACAUCUCAACAAUUAAGUACUUGUCAUCGUUUGUUUCAAAUAUUCCCAGUUUCUCUUUGUUUUUGGAAGAGCUCAAUAAUUGCUUAUAAUAUUAAACAUUUGAUUAUAUGAAGACUGUUGCAAAGAGAGCUUUAAAGUUAAUGAAAUUUCAAUAAUUAUUGUGUUACUACAUGGAUUAAUUUUAAAAACAGAGAGGAAUAGAUUUAAAUAAAUACUAUAAUUUAUAAGGAUUUUUGAAAAUAUAUAAGGGUUACGGGAAAAUCAAAUUUGCAUUUAAAAAGUAAAAAAAAUAGCUUAAAAGUCAUAAUACACAUAGCUAAUCUUCAAUUUCUACUACAUACUCCGUCCCAUACCCAGUAACUCCUUAACCUUAAAUUGUAGGAUAUCAUAAUCAAUUCUAAUAACCUUAUAGUACAAUUACAAUGUAUUAAUUAGAGAGUUGCGCAUCUCUAACUUCUCCAACAUCCUUAAUACAACCUUAACCUCAAAUUGAUAGUUAUUCACAUUUAGAAUCUUACUCUUUGUAGGGUGGCUAAAAUUUUUAGGGUCAACCAGAAUAUGGAAUAUCUGUAAUCUAAUAACCGAGUAUUCCUUAAUAAUGGUCAACUUAUGAAUACAUACCCAUGCCUCAAAGCUAUAAUAGCGGUAUGAACUAAGCAUAUUCACCAAACGAACACUAUUAAAAAAACUAUUAGUUUUAGAAUAUGCCUUAAUAAUAAUAAUAAUAAUAAUAAUAGUAAAAAUAGUAAUAAUAAUACUAAUAAAAAUAGUAAUAGUAAUAAGUUUAAUAAAUCCAAUACAAUUAAUAUACAUAAAACUAAUAACAACCAAUCUAAUAAGGGUAAAAUGUUCCUCUUCCAUAAUUUCAUCAUACUGAGUAAGACAAUUUUAAACUUCAAUAAAUGCUAAAUAACAUGUAAUUCUGUUAAGAAGAUGCAACUAAAUAAGUAGCCAUGACAGAUUCAGUUUUUUAAUAAUCUUUAUCAGAAAUAUCAGAAGUUUAGGAUAAGAGUGUAUAACAAUUUGGUUUUACCUCAUUCAGACCAGAUACGAAGCAAUUAGAUGAUGCAUCAUUUCAAGAAUAAAUUAAUUAAAGGAUAGAAGAAAAAUAGGAAUAAGCUAAGUAAAAUGUUAGAGAGUAAUAAAUUAUACAAAAGGAUGUUGGCUAAGGGAAAUAAAUUAAAUAAGUUAUUAAUUAAGAAGGAUCAAUUCUUUAAAGGGAUGACGGUUUAAAAUUUAAAAUUUUGGAGUAGUCAGAAUUUGAGGAACUAGUUAUUAAUAAAGCAAAAAUAACCCAAAACCUUUUGGAUCCUGAAACGAAUUAGUAGGUCUUUUCAACUUAACUAUCGCAAUUCAUUUUAGGUAAUAGUAACCAGCAUGAUUUGGAAGCAAUUUCAUUAUUAGAGAGAUUUUUGGAGAAAAAGUAAAGUUAAUUUGAGAGAGACGAUUAAAAGAAGUAAAUUUUAUAACUUCUUGAUUUUUGA
This is a messenger RNA of Paramecium octaurelia, 1798 nucleotides long. Lineage: Eukaryota; Ciliophora; Oligohymenophorea; Peniculida; Parameciidae. The record is from the annotation of a GenBank genome assembly.